AGUGUUGGCCGGGACUCCUCUUCUUUGACAACAUUAACUGUUAUUCCAAUCUUAUGUCAUUUCACCAUACUAAGUGACUACCAAGAGAAUGUGCAAAUUCUGUAUUGCAAUGUACAAUCCCAGUUUGAAGUGAGCAAAGAUCAAUGGAAUUCUCUAGGGGUGUUGUAAUAGUUUUGGAAAUCCUUGGGGAAUAGUCUUAAACAUUGGAGUUAUUUAGGGUAAACAAAGAAUUCAUGGAAUUUUAUUAGGAAAAAAAGUACUGUUCAGUAAGUUCCUCAGGGGUAAAUUCAUAUCUUAAGGAAGUCUCCCGGGUGAAUGCAGUCUAAUAGAAUUCCUCAGGAGUAAGAAGGAAGUUUAUUAUAUGUUGUCAACCAGGAAGAGGGUGUAGCUAUUAAAUGUGAUGGCCCAAUUUUUUUCUGCCAUUGAAGGAGGACAAAGCACACACAAUGACUGCAGACAACAGCAUGCAAGGACUAGACAAAGCAAACAUGAUGUGAUUUUAUCUAGUUGGAUAGUAAAUCUUUUAUUCAAUGGUUUACAUUGUAAAAGUAUAAUGGACAUGGGUGUUUUGCUCAUUGCUUGCCUAUACAUGAAACCAUCCAACACAUGAUUGAUAGAAUUCACAUACAAAAGUUAUUCAAAAUAACUAAGAAUCACGAAUCACCAGUGCCACUAACAAAAGGAGGGAUACAACAAUCUGUUAGUAUGCCAAGUUGUGGUGGUUUCUUUUUGCAUGACCUUGUAUUAAUUUUGUUUUUUCUGGCUUGACUGUUCAUUAGCCACAGGCAUGUGACUCAUUGUUUGUGAUAAAUAAACAAUUUUUUUCCUCCAAAAGGAUUCAUCAAAGAGAAGAGAUUCUCCUAAGGCUUAAAAUUCACAUCCAAUUUCUUCCUUACAUCCUUGGAAGUUGUAAAAAUUGGCAAUUUUUCCAUCUCUAAGUUAUUAUUUUUUUUUGUAACAGCUGAGAAAAAAAGUUCUGUCUCUGCUGUUUAUUGAACUGAUCAAACCAGAGAAAGAAGCUUUCAAU
This is a messenger RNA of Porites lobata, 1027 nucleotides long. The record is from the annotation of a GenBank genome assembly. NCBI's taxonomy places the organism in Eukaryota, Metazoa, Cnidaria, Anthozoa, Scleractinia, Poritidae.